Messenger RNA from Xyrauchen texanus (razorback sucker), 6276 nucleotides. It is a transcript of the gene ptpn4a, whose product is annotated as protein tyrosine phosphatase non-receptor type 4a. The transcript has 27 exons. Gene Ontology annotation, molecular function: cytoskeletal protein binding; protein tyrosine phosphatase activity. Gene Ontology annotation, biological process: protein dephosphorylation. The record is from RefSeq and is a predicted model, not a curated record. Bases 370 to 3162 code for a protein of 930 amino acids. NCBI's taxonomy places the organism in Eukaryota, Metazoa, Chordata, Actinopteri, Cypriniformes, Catostomidae. Gene Ontology annotation, cellular component: cytoskeleton; cytoplasm; cytoplasmic side of plasma membrane.
GGGGACACAAGCUGAAUAAGUCACCUUUCCCAAUGAACAGAUAUACGGAGUGGGAUAUGCGUUUUUAUUCUCCAGCGAGACCUCUUCCAUCGCCCUAGUGAGCCAUUCACUGGAUUUUAAAGUGUCGUCGCUCAUUGGGGUUCAAGGAUUGAGUUUAUGUGUGGAUUAUUGGAACCCGGAGGCCCCGUUGAGUUCAGUUCAGUUGAGUUGAGUGUGUGUGUGCUGGGCAGGAGUGGGUCAGAAUGAGGCUGCUGCUGCUACUGCUCUGAGCGGGGCUUUUCGCUCUGACUCGGGUCUCUGAAGAAAUCAUAUUUACUUAUAAAACUGGACACCUCUGGAACAGUUUAUGACGACUCGGGUUGGACCGUAAUGACCGCACGCUUCCGGUUGCCUGCAGGCAGAUCCUACAAUGUCCGGGCGACGGAGCUGGCGCGCGACAGGCAGCGCACCGAGGUGGUCUGCAACGUUAUUUUUUUGGACAAUACUGUCCAGCCUUUUAAAGUCAAUAAGCACGAUCAAGGACAGAUCCUCCUGGAUGCUGUCUUUAAGCACCUGGAGCUAACCGAGAGGGACUAUUUUGGGUUGCACCUGGCCGACGAUUCCUCUGAUUGCCCGAGGUGGCUGGAUUCAAAUAAACCCAUAAGGAAGCAAUUAAAAAGGGGCUCCCCGCAUCAUCUGAACUUCCGGGUGAAAUUUUUUGUGAGUGACCCCAACAAACUUCAGGAAGAAUACACCCGGUACCAGUAUUUUCUGCAGAUUAAGCUAGACAUACUCAGUGGAAGACUGCCCUGUCCGCACAAUACUGCUGCUCUCCUGGCAUCGUACGCUGUUCAGUCUGAGCUGGGCGAUUACAGCGAGUCUGAGAAUUCGCCAGGGUACCUGUCUGAGUUCUGCUUCAUCCCAAACCAGCCCCAGAGCUUUGAAAAAGACGUCACCAAACAUCACCAGCAACACAGUGGACUUACUCCAGCACAGUCUGAAUUCAAUUACCUGAACACGGCACGAACGUUGGAGCUCUAUGGAGUUGAACUGCACUAUGCAAGGGAUCAAAGUAACACAGAGAUUUUCGUCGGGGUGAUGUCAGCUGGCAUAGCCAUCUAUAAGAACAGGGUACGAAUCAACAUCUUUCCAUGGUUGAAGAUUGUGAAAAUAUCUUUUAAAUGCAAACAGUUUUUCAUCCAGCUGAGAAAAGAGGCGAAUGAGACAAGAGAUACAAUGCUGGGUUUCAACAUGGUAAACUACAGGGCCUGCAAGAAUCUCUGGAAGGCAUGUGUGGAACACCAUACAUUUUUUCGACUGGAUCACCCUGUUCCCCCACAGAAGAACUUCUUCACACACUACUUCAGUUUGGGCUCCAAGUUUCGUUACUGUGGGAGGACGGAAGCACAAUCUGUUCAGUAUGGCAAGGAGAAGGGAAUCAAGACCAGAAUAUUUGCUAGAUCUCCAAGCAAGCCCCUGGGCAGGAAGUUGAUGGGUGUGACGGACUGGGAAGCAAUGAGCAUGAACUCAAUGUCUGAAGAAAGGCUAGAGACCCGUAGCCUGCCCACCCGCUCACCUCCUGGGACACCCAACCAUAGGAACUCCUUGUUUGUACAAGAGGGUCCUCGGCUGCGGCCCUCUUCCAUGUGUCACUUGGUGGAUCAUGUCAUCCAUGCCUCACCCAGUCUGCCUGUUUUCUCCAAUCACAAAUCAGCUUCCUCCACGCAGGCCAACAGCAUCAGCCUGGAGUCUACACCGUCUCCAGAAGGCAUUGAAGGCCUGCCCCCUGCCCUGCCACCCAAACAGUCCCGGAAGAACCUGAGCCAACUUAUACUAUCCCACUCCCAACAGGACUUAGACAACCACAUCAACGAAAUGUACAAUGUCCCCAUAGCAACAGACAAGGCCAUGCCCAAUGGAGUCAUUCCUCAUGACAAUGUUGUUCUGAUCAAGAUUAAACCAGAUGAGAACGGAAGAUUUGGGUUUAAUGUGAAGGGUGGCUCUGAUCAGAAGAUGCCCAUUAUCGUGUCUCGGGUAGCACCUGGAACAUCGGCUGAUUUAUGUGUGCCUCGUCUGAACGAAGGUGAUCAGGUUGUGCUGAUUAACGGUCGAGAUAUUUCAGAGCACACGCAUGAUCAGGUAGUCAUGUUCAUCAAGGCCAGCUGUGAGAGUCACUCGGGGGAGCUCAUCCUGUUGGUGCGCCCCAAUGCUAUCUAUGAUGUAGUUGAGGAGAAACUGGAGACCGAGCCGGAUUUUCAGUACAUCCCAGAGAAAUCUCCCACAGACCCCUCCCAUCUGGACCAGGAUGCCUGGAGGGACUCCAUGCUGCAGCUAAAAGAGGGUCUUAACAGUGGUGCAGUACUUGCUCAGUUUGAUCAACUGUACCGGAAAAGGCCAGGAAUGACAAUGUCAUGUGCCAAAUUACCUCAGAAUAUUUCCAAAAAUCGCUACAGAGACAUCUCACCUUAUGAUGCAACUAGAGUCAUCUUGAAAGGCUCAGAUGACUACAUCAAUGCAAAUUACAUCAAUAUGGAAAUCCCUGCCUCCAGUCUCAUAAACCGCUAUAUUGCCUGCCAGGGGCCACUGCCCAACACAUGCCCGGACUUCUGGCAGAUGACGUGGGAGCAGGGCUCAUCUAUGGUAGUGAUGCUUACCACUCAGGUUGAGCGAGGACGUGUGAAGUGCCAUCAGUACUGGCCUAACCCCUCAGGUAGCGCUACAUAUGGCGGCUUUCGGGUUUCCUGCCAAACGGAGGAGGGAAACUCUGCUUUCUUGGUUAGAGAUAUGACCCUUGAUCACAUUGAGAGUGGGGAGAGCCGGGAGUUGACCCAGAUCCAGUACCUAGCGUGGCCUGACCAUGGUGUACCAGAUGACUCAACGGACUUCCUGGAUUUUGUGGCUCUGGUCCGCAGUAAACGAGCUAGAAAGGAUGAGCCCGUUGUGGUCCACUGCAGUGCUGGCAUUGGUCGAACAGGAGUUCUUAUCACCAUGGAGACGGCAAUGUGUCUGAUGGAGUGCAGUCAGCCUGUGUAUCCAUUAGACACUGUGAGAACCAUGAGGGAUCAGAGGGCCAUGAUGAUUCAGACACCUAGCCAGUUCAAGUUUGUGUGUGAGGCUAUACUGAAAGUUUACGAGGAGGGCCUGGUGAAACCACUCAAGUCAACGCUGUACGAAUCAAACUAAUGUAACACCAGCUUUUCCUGAAAUUGAUGCUGAUAUUCACUGAUGGAACCUUCUCCACUUGAUAUCAUGGCUCCGUAACGGAUGCAUACCCAAAGCGGUGGAGAAAUUUCUCGAGCCAGGAACACAGGACAUAAUCCAAGCACUGCUGCACUUUACACUGGCAAAAAGACAAAAUGCCAAGCUUCAAUGAGCACAGAAAAAAAGGACAAAAAAUUUAACAAAGGUGAAUUUGGUACUUGUUGGGACUUUUUAGUGUUCAGGGUUUUGACAAAUAUAUAUGUUGAUAAUGAAUAUAGAAAAGAUUGCUAGUGCCAUAUAUAAGUGUUUAAGGGCAGGCCCGUGAAUGAAUGAAAGUGUUUUUAUAUGUGGUCACCUCAGUUAGUUAAAAGAAAAAUCCACAAGACCGUUCACGUACAGGCCUGUGCUUCAGAUGAACAUCUGUAUUUUUAUUAGGGAUAUUUAUUGUGUUUUAGUUUUAAUGCUGAGCCCUGCCCAUUGGGGAAAAAUAGUCACUACUUAGAAUUCAAGAUUGGUACUUCUUACAAAAGUGAUAGUGGAUAAUUUUUUUUCUGUUUGAUAUGUUCUCCCUUUUUUGGCACAGGGUGAAAUUAAUUUUUAUUUAUUGUGCUGUCUUACUAAAAUUGAUGCAGUCAGGAAUUUAAAAUACUUGGCAUUGCAGCUGUUUCUGAAGUGCUCCAUGUCUACAACUUAUAGAUUGGUAUCAAGCGACAAUUGAGAUACGAAACAUUUUACCAGCCACCAUUGAUCAGUUCAGUUACCAUUCAAUUUAAAGAAAUAUUUCACCCAAAAAUUAUAAUUCUCUCAUCAUUUACUCACCCUUUUGCCGUCUCAAACUAGCAUGACGUUCUUUCUUCUGUGGAACUUAAAGGAGAUGCUUUAAAGAAUGUUCACACUGGUCAUUUCCAUAAAAUCAGCAUACAGGAACAGGACAAGUAGUCCAUAUGUUUUAUGUGAUAUAAUGUUUUCUGAAGAUAUACCAUUGUUUUAUGUGAGGAAAAGAUAGAAAUUUAAAUAAGUACUGAAAAACGUUCUUAAUGUCUUAGCUCUCAAAUCUCAUUUGUGCCUCCACAUAUCGAAACUUGUCACAAUCAGUUUCAAAACACAUGAGUGCCAAUAGCACUGUUAGAAAUGACUCAUUUUAAUCAAUAUAUCGAAUAAUCCUGUUAACUCUUGGUAGGGAUACUUGAGGAGUUAUAUGUGACAUAAUCAUUUCAUGCUUCGCGGCUACCAGCAUUUUUUUCUGCCGCCCCAAACUAUUUUCUCUAACUGUGACACCAUCAUCUUUCCCCACAUUAAUGUUAUUAAUACAUAAGAGUUGCAGAGUGCCAAUGCAGUCACAAGAUCAGAGAUGUAGUAAUGAAGGUACUGUAGUACAGAGCAGAGACAAUAUAGUGAGUUUCAGCUGAAAAUUGAGCUGAGAAAGAACACGAGUCAACAGUGAAACUAUUUUAAGUGUUAGUCAUCUCCUGCACAAAAGCUUAGUUGAGUUUUAAACAAUGUUUGUGAUCAGGUAAACAUGUGAUGCCCUGUCGGUUUUUUUUUUUUAGAAAAACCCAAGAGAAAGACAAAAAGUUUGAUUAAUGUUGGAUUGUAUGCUGGAAUAAUAUAGCUUCAUUUGAAUGCUACAACAGAGAAGACAAUUUUCAGGGAAAAGUGAUUUCAAUUUGACUCGUUUCACACACAAAGCUAGGAGAGUGGGGCAUGUGGGGUAUUCCUCACAUUCUAGGGUUAUAGAAAGUGACCUUUCCACAGACUUCUUUUGAUGGUGAUCUCCAUCCAGAUUGGACUGAUCGUAAGCAACAUUCAGUGCCAUCAGGCUGCAGUAGAGCUGUUCUCUGAUCAGUAGUUUUAUGAGGAGUUUAAAGUCCAGGCUCUCAUAUAAAGAGUGUGUUGUUUAAACAGGUUGAGCUUUUUGCUCAGAUAAACUACAAAAAAUUUUAAAAAAUCUGUUCUUUGCAGGUUAGAUUUUUUUUAAUUAGUUUUAUAUUUUUAAUUUAGACUGGACUCCGGAUGCUAAAUUCAGAGGCACAAAACCAACUUGGACUGAAGAUAACAUCAGAAAUUCACACACAGAGAAUUAUUUAAAAUGAGAUCACGUUAUAAUGAACUCCUCUGCGGAAGAAUGCCUUUCACACAUUUAUGCUAUCCAAAAGCAAAUGUUCCCACAAAAAAUGAACUCCUUUACCAUUCAAAAUCAAAUGUUCUAAUAAAGGAAGUCUGUGUUACUCUUUUUGUAUGCCGCAACCGAUGUUAUAUGUACAUGUUCACAAAUAGGAGCUGUGUUUUUGUUGCCCAGUCUACACGCCUCAGAAUGUCAAAUGCAGUACUGUGUGGGGGUUCAGAAACCAUUAUAGUUUCUUGUUCUGUACAUGGUUGACCUGUUUAUAUCUUGUAACAGACUGUGGUCUAACACCUCACUGGGCAAGAACCUUGCUGUUUCAAUCAUGGUCGGCGCUCUUGUGCACAUGCAUAACGGACAUUGACAGGCCUGACUCGACACAUUAGAGCUGGUGUAUGUUUCAGACUUUUUUUUUUUUUUUUUUUGACCCUAUGAAAUCCAACAUUUUAGAAGAAGAAGAAAAAAGAAUUGGCUUCUCAUGCUAAGAUGUUUCAGUUUUCGGACAUCUUGAACAAAAAACUUAAUACAGCUUGUCUUAAAUUUGUGACCAAUUACCCAGUUUCACAGGUUAACUUUAGUUAAAUGCAGUUUCAAAUUAAUCCAUGCCUGCACACAUUGUAAGGUACUACUUCCUCAGGCAAGUAUAUAUUUUAUUUGUGGCAAUACUUGCUGGAGAAACUCAGAUUUAGGACCAAAUCAUUCCCUUCUAUGCUCAAUUUACAGUAACAUAAGAUGGCAAAAUGACAUGAAAUUUUGGAGAAACAAAAUGCAUCCCGCCUUGUGGUAAAGACAGCACUUUUUUCAACAGGCAUACAAUUACAAACUGAUUUUAAAACUUGCAAAUAAACAAGUUUUAUUUGCAGCAAAUAACAGGAAGGUCAAGCUGUGCCACUUGUCAAUUUUUAUGAAAAUAUUAUAGUGUACAAACAAUGUUGUAUAUUAAAAAGAAAAUCUUUCAAAUAAAGUGAGCUGUG